Messenger RNA from Motacilla alba alba, 1647 nucleotides. It is a transcript of the gene A4GNT, whose product is annotated as alpha-1,4-N-acetylglucosaminyltransferase. Gene Ontology annotation, molecular function: acetylglucosaminyltransferase activity. The transcript is spliced from 4 exons. Lineage: Eukaryota; Metazoa; Chordata; Aves; Passeriformes; Motacillidae. Gene Ontology annotation, biological process: protein O-linked glycosylation. Bases 1 to 1647 code for a protein of 548 amino acids. The record is from RefSeq and is a predicted model, not a curated record.
AUGAGGCUGCUCCAAGCCCUGCCGGGGCAGGACACAGCGCGGAGGCAGCGCAGCUCCUCGGGCUCUCCAGUGCCUCUGGAUCCCUCCCAGUGGGGCUUCCCAACAGCCUGCACACCUCGCCUGCCCCUGGCAGCCCUCAGGUAUGUCCUCUCCACUGGACCCUGGCUCCUGGUCCCUGCAGGGCCACUCAGGUGCAAACAGGUGUCAUUUCAGGAGGGAAUUUCCUUGUGCCACCAGACAGUGCAGUGCAGACCCCAUUCCAUCCUGCCUCUUACCAGCAGGAGUUCCUCGUGGCUGUAUGGCCUCGUGUGCUGCUGGGACUGGGAGGCACAAGUUGGGUCUCACCAAACAUGUCACUUCUUUGUCCUUUUAGGUGGAUCCCACACCUUUCCUGGGACUGAGACUGAGCCAGCAGCAGAGCUGGUUUUCCCUUGUGCACCAUUCUGGUACCUCCAGAAAUCCCUUUGCAUGCUCCAGAAGGUUUGGGUAUCCUCACCAGGGAGCUGGGCUUUACAGGAGUCCAACAGUCACCGCCAGGGCAAGAAAAGGUGCUGGAAAUGUAGAUUUGUCAGGACUAUAAUCCAGCACCCAUGUCGGAGGCAUGCCCCCAAACGCUCCAGGAAAGAAAGAAUGUUGAGGAAAAUCCAGAUAUGCCUCUGUUUCUGCUUUGUCUCGGGCAUUUUGUACGAGAUCUCCCUCUUGUCCAACUGUGUCUUCUCGUACUUGCCCAUGGCCCAGCACUACCUGACACCUGAGCAGGUGCUGAACCUUGGCAAAAGCAUCAUUUUCCUGGAGACGACGGAGCGCCUGGAGCCGCCCCCGCUGGUGUCGUGCUCCGUGGAAUCCGCUGCCCGGAUUUACCAGGACAGGCCCAUCAUCCUCUUCAUGAGGGGACUCACCAACGAGACAGCCCUGGACAUGAACACCAGCUAUGCAGCCUUCUCCCUCUUGUCUUCCAUGAAGAAUGUCUUCCUUUUCCCUCUCCAGAUGGAAACUGUCUUCCAGGAGACCCCUCUGCUCCAGUGGUACAACCAGGUGGUCCCGGAGAAGGAGAAGAACUGGGUGCACGUCAGCUCGGACGCCAGCAGACUGGCGCUCAUCUGGAAGUACGGGGGCAUCUACAUGGACACGGAUGUCAUCUCCAUCCGGCCCAUCCCCCAGCAGAGCUUCCUGGCCGCCCAGAAGUCACGCUUCUCCAGCAACGGGAUCUUUGGCUUCCCGGCCCGCCACAAGUUCAUCUGGGACUGCAUGGAGAACUUCGUUCUCAAGUACAACGGCAAAAUCUGGGGCAACCAGGGCCCCUUUUUGAUGACCAGGAUGCUCAAGACACUCUGCAACCUGACAGAUUUCCAAGGCAUCGAGGACCACAGCUGCCAGAACAUCUCCUUCCUCAACCCCCAGCGUUUCUACCCCAUCCCAUACCCAGCCUGGAGCCGGUACUACCAGGUGUGGGAUAAAAGCCCCAAUUUCAACCACUCCUACGCGCUGCACCUGUGGAACUUCAUGAACCGCAACCGCAAGGUCGUGGUGGCCGGCAGCAACACCCUGGCUGAGAAACUCUACAAAACCUAUUGCCCCAGCACCUACGAGGACCUGAUCCAGAAUGCCAAGCACAGGGAUCUCCCCGGCCCUGAGGAGGUUGAGUGA